UACCGCGCGUAAGAAACUUAUGCAAAAGACAAUUACGCCGUAUUUAAGCCCACAUAUAUUGUUAAAAUAUUACAAAAGAACCGGGAAAUGUUUAAAAUAUGCUGUUAAUCGCUCCGUGUCUGAAAUAUUGAACGUUUGUAGUGUGCUUAUGGUCAGGAAGUUGUUAGUAGUUAGUGCAGUAAACUGCCUGUGAUCUCACGCGAGUCUCUGCAGAUGGAGAACUUUAUUUUGUAUGAAGAGAUCGGGAGAGGUAACAGAUCGGUGGUUUAUAAGGGCAGAAGUAAAGGCAGCAUACAUUUCGUGGCUAUCAUCUGCAGUGACAAAUCCAAGAGACCUGAACUCACAAACCAUGUGAGACUUGCUCAUGACAUUAAGCAUGACAAUGUGGUGUCUUUUUAUGAAUGGUAUGAGACUAGCAACCAUUUGUGGCUGGUGGUGGAGAUGUGCACAGGUGGAUCCCUGGCAGCGCUGGUUGCUCAAGAUGAGUGCCUGUCUGAGGAAGUAGUGCGAGAGUUUUCCAUCGACUUGAUGAAAGGUCUUAAAUACAUCCACGACUCUGGCAUUGUUGUCUCGGAUCUCACACCUGCAAAGAUUUUGUUGGAUGGACCAGGAACUCUGAAGUACUCUAAUUUCUGCCUGGCCAAAGCUCAAGGAGAAAGUCUGGAGGAGUUCUUCUCUCUUGUGAUGGCAGAGGAGAUGGGAGCUGGAGACAGCAAGGAGAAUAUUAUCUCUCCACAAAACAUCAAGAACAGAAUUAAAGGUUCUCCUGUGUAUUGUGCUCCUGAGGUGCUGAGAGGAGCAGACACCAGUGUCUGCAGUGACCUGUGGGCUUUAGGCUGCAUUCUAUAUGAGAUGUUCACAGGAAAACCACCCUUUGUCUAUGAGAGUAUGACCGGACUAGUUGAUCUCAUUUUAAAUGAAGGUCCUCCACCCCUAAGACAAAAAGAACCUGCUUUCUCACAGCCCAGUCCAGAGUUUGAGAGCCUAGUAAUGGGUUUACUUCAGAAAGACCCUGUGAAAAGGUUAAGCUGGGACCCUUUAUUAUCUCACCCGUUCUGGAGGGAAGCAUUUUCAGAGACAUACAUCACUGUGGAAAAAGAGCAAGAUGAUGUCUCACCAAUGUCCAGCCUGCAUUUGGCCCCUGUGUCCUCUCAGACAACCAAGAAAGCACAGAUGGCACCUGCUGACCCAGCCAGCCCAAACCUCAGCAAGUCCUUCACUUUAGAUAAUGUGAUAGAGUUUAGACCAAAGUCUGCGCUGGACAUUGACGCCAGAGAGGCGAUUUUCCUCCUCAGCUCCAGACCAACUCCCAGAACAAGCAAUACAGCUCGAGAGACAGAAGACAAAGGCUCUGAAAUUCAAGAAUCCAGUGUUAUGGAGGAGGAGCAGAGUGACAUGAACGCCUGUAUUAAACCCCUUUUAUACACAGACAGUGACCUUACAGUGACUCCCAUCAUGGAUAACCCAAAGAUUUUAAAGACUUCUCCAGUUCGUUUUGACCCCAAAACGCUUUGUGUACAAGCACACUCAGCUGAGCGGUUGUCCUGUCUGAACUCAGAGGACUGGUCUCAGUUCCUGCAACAGGUGUGUGGUGUUCUGGAGUCAGUAGACCGGGCCGGAUCAGCCAAUGCCACAGCACCACGCACUAAACUCAACCUGCUCUGUUACUUGUGUACUGUCUGUAACCACAGAGAGACGGCCACACGCCUCAUACACUCCCAGCUGUUCCCUGUGCUGGUUCAACAGCUGCGACAUGCUCCGAACUGGGAUGUAAGGAGCAAAGUGAUGAGAGUGAUUGGACUGAUGGCCUCCCACUGCACAGAACUCCGAGAUAACGUUCCUGUCACAGAGGCAGUUGCCAUGUUCACAGAACUGAUCCGUGAGAACUUCAGGAGCAGCAAAUUGAAGCAAUGCUUGAUUCCACCCCUGGGGGAGCUGCUCUAUGUCAUUGCUACACAGGUAUAACAAA
Molecule: messenger RNA, 1969 nt
Organism: Sinocyclocheilus anshuiensis
Lineage: Eukaryota; Metazoa; Chordata; Actinopteri; Cypriniformes; Cyprinidae
Product: serine/threonine-protein kinase ULK4-like
Exons: 18
Coding region: 214-1965 (583 amino acids)
Biological process (GO): protein phosphorylation
Molecular function (GO): ATP binding; protein kinase activity
Source: RefSeq, a predicted model, not a curated record